Molecule: messenger RNA, 1039 nt
Organism: Colias croceus (clouded yellow)
Lineage: Eukaryota; Metazoa; Arthropoda; Insecta; Lepidoptera; Pieridae
Product: 3-oxoacyl-[acyl-carrier-protein] reductase FabG-like
Exons: 2
Coding region: 179-952 (257 amino acids)
Molecular function (GO): oxidoreductase activity
Source: RefSeq, a predicted model, not a curated record
UGUCGUUAGUCGUUACUCGUUACUCGCACAGCAAGUAAUAGAAUAGUUACUAAAUUCUACCUAAGUACCUAGGUACUUACUAGUACUACUACGUUGUGAGUUGUGACCACAGGUGACAGGACAAAGGCACAGAGCAAGUAGGUAAUAAAGGACACAGUUACAGGUUUAUCCAAGCAAAAUGUUCACAGACAAAGUUGUACUCAUAACUGGAGCCAGUUCUGGAAUUGGAGCUGAGACGGCGAUAGAAUUCUCAAAACUUGGAGCAAAAGUGGUUAUAACUGGGCGGAACAAGGCGAAACUGGACGAAGUGGCCAAACUAUGUCAAGAAAUAUCACCACAGAAACUAGAACCCCUUAUUAUUAUUGCAGAUAUGAACAAGGAAAGUGAUGUAGAAAAUAUUUUAACCCAAACAAUUUCUAAAUUUACCAAGUUAGAUGUUCUUGUCAACAAUGCCGGUGUAUUAGAAUCUGGGACCAUUGAAUCUACAUCGUUAGAUCAAUAUGACAGAGUCAUGAACACUAAUGUCCGUUCGCCGUACCACUUGACGAUGUUAGCAACCCCACAUCUCAUUAAAAGUAAAGGGAAUAUUGUGAAUGUGUCUAGUGUAACAGGGAUGAGGUCUUUCCCAAAUGUAUUGGCAUACUGUAUGUCCAAAUCAGCAUUGGAUCAGUUCACAAGAUGUGUUGCUUUAGAAUUAGGACAGAAGGGUGUCCGAGUUAAUGCAGUGAAUCCUGGUGUAAUAACCACAGGGCUACAUAAGAAAGGAGGAAUGAAUGAAACAGAAUAUGCAGCCUUUCUUAAGAAGUGUGCGGAAACUCAUGCUUUAGGAAGAGCAGGUGAUACAAAAGAAGUGUCAUCAGUAAUUGCAUUUUUGGCUAGUGAUGCUGCAAGUAAUAUCACUGGAGCUACUCUUCCAGUAGAUGGAGGACGCCAUGCAAUGUGCCCACGAUAAUGUGAUUUUCUAAAUGUUAAAUUUUAAGCAUAUUUUAUUUUUAUAUAUGUAUAUAACGUGGAAUUUAUUAAAACUAUAUAGAAAGUU